Cucurbita pepo subsp. pepo (vegetable marrow) is the source of this 1786-nucleotide messenger RNA. Its product is annotated as Integrase-type DNA-binding superfamily protein. NCBI's taxonomy places the organism in Eukaryota, Viridiplantae, Streptophyta, Magnoliopsida, Cucurbitales, Cucurbitaceae. Gene Ontology annotation, biological process: regulation of DNA-templated transcription. Gene Ontology annotation, molecular function: DNA-binding transcription factor activity; DNA binding. The record is from RefSeq and is a predicted model, not a curated record.
AGUUUUUCCUCACACACACACACUCACUCUCACUGGAACUUUCUCUCUUCUUGUUUCGCUGAGAUUCUUCCUCCUAGGGUUUAAUUGCAGUUUCCAUGGCUUCCUCGUCCUCUGAUCCUGGCUUCAAACACGAACCAGGUUCUUGUAGUGCGGCGGCUGCUGCUGUUGCCGGAGGAGGAGCGGCGGAAUCUUCGGAAGUUGUAAUGGCGAAUGAUCAGCUUUUACUGUACAGAGGGUUGAAGAAAGCGAAGAAAGAGAGAGGUUGUACUGCCAAAGAGCGGAUCAGUAAAAUGCCUCCGUGUGCUGCUGGAAAAAGAAGUUCUAUAUACCGCGGAGUCACAAGGCAUAGAUGGACUGGUCGUUAUGAAGCUCAUCUUUGGGAUAAAAGUACAUGGAACCAGAACCAGAACAAAAAGGGAAAGCAAGUGUAUCUGGGGGCAUAUGAUGAAGAAGAGGCCGCUGCUAGGGCUUACGAUUUGGCUGCGUUAAAAUAUUGGGGUCCUGGGACUCUUAUUAACUUUCCAGUGACUGAUUAUUCAAGGGACCUUGAAGAAAUGCAGAAUGUUUCAAGAGAGGAAUACCUUGCAUCCCUAAGGAGAAAGAGCAGUGGAUUCUCCAGGGGAAUAUCCAAAUAUCGAGGUCUCUCGAGUCGAUGGGAUCCUUCAUUUAGUCGUGUGCCGGGCCCUGAGUAUAUCAACAGCAUAAACUAUGGUGCUGGAGAUGAUCAAGCAACAGAAGGUGAGUUCGUCCCAGGCUUCUGCAUUGAAAAGAAGAUUGACUUAACAAGUCACAUUAAAUGGUGGGGGCCCAACAAAACUCGAACGGCAAGUGCUGGCUCAAAGUCAUCAGAAGAAGACAAACAUAGUAGUUGUGCUGGAGAAGUUGGCAGUGAACUCAAAGCUCUGGGACAGACCACCCGUCCUACGGAGCCAUAUGAGAUGCCCUGUUUGGGUACAUUACAUGAUGUAAAGAAGACUACUUCCAGGGUCUCUGCUUUAAGCAUCUUGUCACGUUCCGCAGCCUACAAGAGUUUGCAGGAGAAAGCUUUGAAAUUACAGGAAAUUAACAAUGAGAAUGAUGAGAAUGAAAAUAAAAACACUGUUAACAAGAUAGAUCAUGGGAAAGUGGUUGAAACACAUACAAGUCAUGGUGGUGAUCCCAGCGAGAGAUAUGGGGUUGCUUUCGGAACAAGUGGUGGAUUGCCACUUCAGAGAAAUAUGUUCCCCUUGACUUCUUUCUUAACUGCACCUCUUCUUAGUAGUUACAACACUGUUGAUCCACUGGGAGAUCCGAUUCAUUGGACAUCUCUCGUUUCUGUUCUUCCUACUGGACUUUCUCGUGCAGCCGAGGUUACAAAAACGGAAACCUCUUCAACAUACACUUUGUUUCAACCCGAGGAAUAAAGUUCGAGGAAUGUCUCGCGUACCCCAACAAUGAUGUUCGAGUUUAACUCAGUUCGACUGGGUUUCUGUGCUGAUUUUGUAGGAUCUCACAUGAAAACAAGCUUUCAGGAAUAAAGCUUUACAUAAAUCACAAUGCAUCAUACAUACUCACCAUCACCUGAGGCUUUAAAACGUAGUAGCGAUGAUCACGAAAGGAAACCCCAUACGGUUGAAGAAGAAAGGAAAAAAUAUCAAGUCUUAGAAUAUCACCCGUUUGUUUUGUCCUGGUUGUUUUAUAUUAUGCAUAUGUAUCUCUAUCUGAAAGUUAUAGUUAUAUAAAUAUGAUUUCCUUCUUGAAUACAUAUAUCCAGUUAUCGAUAUCAAGAUCUCGCUGCUGUUUCCCA